AUGAGUGGUCCCGCCCCUUCCAACGACCCCGCCACUGCCCCCGACUACGACAAGGGCAAGGGCAAGGCGACUGACCCCACCAACGAGAUGAGCAUGGACGAGGAGAGCGAGUCCGAGAGUGAGCUCGAGGCUGUGAGUGUCAUUGAUAUCUUCGAAAUGCCUAUUGAAACUGCUGAUGAGGAGGAUGAUAAUGACGGCAACGACCUCGAGCCCAUCGACCAGAGCAAUAUCAUCAGUGGCGGCCGCCGCACACGCGGCAAGGUCAUCGACUACGCCCAAGUUGCUGCUCAGAACGAUGAUAUGGAUGACGACGAGGAUGACGAUGAGGACUUCGAGGCCCGCGACGAUGACGAUGACCACGAGAUGCGCGGUUAA
Messenger RNA from Penicillium chermesinum, 375 nucleotides. RefSeq names its product histone H2A.Z-specific chaperone CHZ1. NCBI's taxonomy places the organism in Eukaryota, Fungi, Ascomycota, Eurotiomycetes, Eurotiales, Aspergillaceae. The transcript is spliced from 2 exons. Bases 1 to 375 code for a protein of 124 amino acids. The record is from RefSeq and is a predicted model, not a curated record.